UGAUCGUGUUUAAUAGAGACUUCCUUUUCCUUUGACUUCUUUGUAGUGUAGUGGACGUGAUUCGGUCUUCUUACAUUUUGAAGUUUUAAAAUGGGUCGACGUCCAGCGAGAUGCUAUCGCUAUUGUAAGAAUAAACCUUACCCAAAGUCGAGAUUUUGUCGUGGUGUUCCAGAUCCUAAAAUUCGUAUUUUUGAUUUGGGAAGAAAGAAGGCAUCAGUUGAAGAUUUUCCUUUGUGCGUGCAUUUAGUUUCUGAUGAAUAUGAACAACUUAGUAGUGAGGCUUUGGAAGCUGGAAGAAUUUGCUGCAACAAGUAUUUGGUAAAGUAUUGUGGUAAAGACCAGUUCCACAUACGUAUGCGCCUUCACCCAUUCCAUGUGAUCCGAAUCAAUAAGAUGUUGUCGUGUGCUGGAGCUGAUAGGCUUCAGACUGGAAUGCGUGGUGCUUUUGGUAAGCCACAGGGUACCGUUGCUCGUGUCCGUAUCGGCCAACCCAUAAUGUCGGUGCGGUCAAGUGAUCGAUACAAGGCUCAAGUUAUUGAGGCUCUCCGUCGUGCUAAGUUUAAGUUCCCUGGACGUCAGAAGAUAUACGUUUCAAAGAGAUGGGGAUUCACCAAAUAUGACCGUGACCGUUAUGAAGAGCUCCGUGAUGAUAAUCGCCUUGAACACGACGGUUGCAAUGUCAAAUAUCGUCCGGAACAUGGCCCUAUCGCUGCGUGGGAGAAAGCACAGCGUGACGUUUAUGCUUAAAUAAGUGUAAAACAAAAGAUUAAAUAAAUGUUGAUGGCAUCAAUGUUUUGAUUACAAAUUUUUUUA
Anastrepha ludens (Mexican fruit fly) is the source of this 813-nucleotide messenger RNA. RefSeq names its product 60S ribosomal protein L10 (gene RpL10). The coding region runs from base 91 to 747 and encodes 218 amino acids. Gene Ontology annotation, biological process: translation; ribosomal large subunit assembly. Lineage: Eukaryota; Metazoa; Arthropoda; Insecta; Diptera; Tephritidae. The record is from RefSeq and is a predicted model, not a curated record. Gene Ontology annotation, molecular function: structural constituent of ribosome. Gene Ontology annotation, cellular component: cytosolic large ribosomal subunit; ribosome. The transcript has 4 exons.